Thamnophis elegans (Western terrestrial garter snake) is the source of this 2783-nucleotide messenger RNA. It is a transcript of the gene SMAD7, whose product is annotated as SMAD family member 7. Gene Ontology annotation, cellular component: heteromeric SMAD protein complex. The coding region runs from base 1094 to 2476 and encodes 460 amino acids. Gene Ontology annotation, molecular function: I-SMAD binding; transcription regulator inhibitor activity. The transcript has 4 exons. The record is from RefSeq and is a predicted model, not a curated record. Gene Ontology annotation, biological process: BMP signaling pathway; SMAD protein signal transduction; regulation of transcription by RNA polymerase II. Lineage: Eukaryota; Metazoa; Chordata; Lepidosauria; Squamata; Natricidae.
GAGAAGGAGUUGCUGAGCACCGGGCACUGCAGCGUCCGCUGCCCCAAGACUGCAAAGGCUGCCGCAGGCCCCCCUCUUGGGCUCGUCCGUCCCCGGUCGGGGUUUCCUUUGGACGCCGCUCCGCCUUGCCCUCCUCCUCCUUCGGCUGCUGGGGCUGCCCGCGAGAAGGCGCCGGCGGGGAGACGCGCGGAGGGGCGGAGAGAAGAGAGCUGCAAGAGGAGGAGGAGGAGGAGAUCGCGGCGCUUCCAGCCUCUCCUCUCCUCUCUCUCUCUCUCUCCGUCUACGGGCGAGGAAACAAAACAAGCGCGGCUCCGUCCGGCGGGCCGGGAGGCAGAUCAAAGCGGGCCGGGCGAAGGGCGGACACGUCCCGAGGGAGCCGGCGACUCCCAGGGCUGAAGAAGAAGAAGAAGAGGAGGAGGAAGAAGAGAAGGGGGCGCCCCGGCGGAGGAGGCACGCGCGCCUACCCCGUCCUCCCUCCUCGGAGGAGACCCCGGCUAGCGGAGAAGGCGACGGGACUCCGGCCCGGAGAAGCUCUAGGAGACUGCUGGGCAGCCUGUUGGUGGCCCUUGGAUACCGGGCGUCGGGUUUGGCCCCACCACCCAAGGGGGCUUUUUCGAUCUGUUGCCUCUUUCGGUGGGCUUCUUUUUUUUGUGCGUGUGAAACAGGUAGAUUUUGCCUCGAUCCCCAAGAUUUGAUCCUGAGCGAUCUCUCGGACUUCUUUUUCUUUUAUUUUUUGGGCUUGGUUUUUUUCCCCCCCCCUGGGUUUUUUUUUGGAGGGGGUCUCGAUCUCCUUGGAUCGCCGCCGAGGAUCUAACGACCGAGGGUUGAGGACGGGCGGGAAGGGUUCGGAAGAGAACCCCCGCCGGGCACGAUCUGAGCCCCCCGCUUCGGUUUGGCGACCCAACCACCCACCGAGGAGUCCCGGCUUGGCAUGCCGGUUUUUCCCGGGCGGGCGGAUCCCGAGCUUCUCCGCCGCCGCGUUUCGGGGUCUGCUGUUCCGGGCGCCCCCUUCCCAUAAACUGCCGCCCUCGGCGGCGGCUUUGAGAAGGGGAAGGGGCGCCUUCCAACCGAGCCUCCGCUAAGAGACCGGCGCAUGCUGCACUUCGCUUUGGGUCUCGCUCCAGCAGCAGCCGCGCCGUCUCCGCAGCCCCUGUCGCCCCCUCCGCCGCCCGCCAGCUCCCUCUUCGUCCCGAUCAUUUCAGGCUCCUUCUCCUGGCUGCCUGGACUCGGCUCCCGACUCCUUCAUGAAUUGCGGACGACAUGCCCGUUUCUUAGCCGGGGAGCCUUCUUCUCGUCCCGCAUGUUCAGGACCAAACGAUCGGUGCUCGUCCGAAGACUCUGGCGGAGCCGGGCGCCCGGCGGGGAGGAAGGCGCCGGCGAGGUCGCAGAAGGCGCUGCGGACGGGCGGCCUCAUGGGGCCGGCGGAGGAGGAGGCGGGAGCCGGAUUUGCUGCUUGGGCAAGCCGGGGAAAGCGGCCAAGGCGCACGGCGGAUCGGAGGCUGAACUAAAAGCUCUGGCCCACUCGGUGCUGAAGCGGCUGAAGGAGAAGCACCUGGAGACCCUGCUCCAAGCCGUCGAAUCCCGCGGGGGCACCCGGACCUCCUGCCUCCUGCUGCCCACCAAGGUGGACUCCAAACUGGGCCAGCAUUGGUACUCUCUCCCGCUGCUCCUCUGCAAAAUCUUCCGAUGGCCCGAUCUCCGGCCUGGCUCGGAAGUCAAGCGGCUUUGUGGCUGUGAAUCUUACGGGAAAACUCACCUGGACUUAGCCUGCUGCAACCCCUAUCACCUGAGCAGACUCUGCGAGCUAGAGUCUCCCCCUCCUCCUUACUCCAGAUACCCAAUGGAUUUUCUCAAACCAACGGCGAGUUGUCCAGAGUCUGUGCCUUCUUCCACCGAAACGAGGGGAACUAAUUUUCUGGCCCCUGAGGGGCUCGCAGAUUCUCAAGUUCUACAGGAACCCGGGGAUCUCUCACACUGGUGCGUGGUGGCCUAUUGGGAAGAAAAGACUCGGGUGGGACGCCUGUAUUCGGUCCAAGAACCUUCCCUGGAUAUCUUUUACGAUCUACCUCAGGGGAACGGCUUCUGUCUCGGACAGCUCAAUUCGGACAAUAAAAACCAUCUGGUGCAGAAGGUCCGUGCCAAGAUCGGUUACGGCAUCCAGUUGAGCAAGGAAGUCGACGGCGUAUGGCUUUACAACCGCAGCAGUUACCCGAUUUUUAUCAAGUCGGCCACACUGGACAACCCGGAUUCCAGGACGUUGUUGGUUCACAAAGUGUUUCCGGGCUUUUCCAUCAAAGCGUUCGAUUACGAGAAAGCGUACAGCUUGCAGCGGCCCAACGACCACGAAUUCAUGCAGCAACCUUGGACGGGUUUCACGGUGCAGAUCAGCUUCGUGAAAGGUUGGGGCCAGUGCUACACCAGACAGUUCAUCAGCAGUUGUCCGUGCUGGCUGGAGAUUAUUUUUAAUAACCGAUGACUUCGAGGCGACUCAACCGCAGGCCUUUCCCGAGCUUGCCGUCUUGAAGGGAGUGGUGUGUGUGUGGACUUCAACUCCCAGAAUUCCCCAGCCAGCAAGGGAAUUCUGGGAACUGUAGUCCACCCUUCUUCCACGGUGUCCGCACUUGGGAAUCGCUGCUCAACCAGUGACAUUUUAUAAUGACUUUGCUGCUAAAACGUUUCCUUUUGAGUGCUUGCUAUGGUGUGCAAACGUUUUCUGUUUGUUUGUUCUGUUUUGAGAAAUAGCUUAUGGGAAGAUUUCUCUUUUCUUUCUUUUUUCUUUGUUU